UUCUGACCCGGUUCCAGAGGACCUGUGAGCCCCGGUGAGGUGGGCAGGCAGCCCAGCCGAGGUCAGAGUCCCCUGCCCAGCCCUCAGCAUGAAUCCCACUUCUCCGGUGUGUCUGGUCAUCCCCAUUGCCAGCCUCCUCUCCUGGCUCAUGACCGGCUGCGCCACCGAAAGUCCUCCACAGUUCAUCAAGCACCCCAUGGACCAGAUCGGGGUGUCGGGAGGAGUGGCGUCCUUCGUGUGCCAAGCGACAGGAGACCCCAAACCCCGCGUCACCUGGAACAAGAAGGGAAAGAAAGUGAACUCACAGCGGUUUGAGACCAUUGAAUACGACGAUGGUGCCGGAGCGGUCUUGAGGAUACAACCCCUCCGGACGCCCCGAGACGAAAACAUUUACGAAUGCGUUGCCCAAAAUUCGGUGGCGGAGAUCACGGUCAAUGCCAAACUGACCGUUCUGAGAGACGCCCCUGCUUUAUGCCCAAAACCGCCGUGCUUGUCGCUCCUUCCCACUCAUGCCCAGAAGGUGCGAUCCGGGCUAUGUAAAGAUCUGUAUGUGUGGAAGGAUGGCAAUCUGGGUUUCGAAGCAUCAUCGCUCUCGCACGUCGCCUGCGUCUCCAGCUACCUCCCACACCUGAUAUUCCCGCACACGGGGGCUUCCUGGUUCCGCGAGUUCACUUCACGUUCCAGGUGGCAGAAGGAGGAGAGGCACUGCAUCAAUGUUGCGGUGUCCCCCACCCACUGCGGGGUGGCAGCUAAAAAGACCAAAGGAGCCCUGACACGGG
Molecule: messenger RNA, 779 nt
Organism: Notechis scutatus (mainland tiger snake)
Lineage: Eukaryota; Metazoa; Chordata; Lepidosauria; Squamata; Elapidae
Source: RefSeq, a predicted model, not a curated record